This is a messenger RNA of Chaetomium strumarium, 1146 nucleotides long. Its product is annotated as NO signaling/Golgi transport ligand-binding domain-containing protein. Gene Ontology annotation, cellular component: TRAPPIII protein complex; TRAPPI protein complex; TRAPPII protein complex. Gene Ontology annotation, biological process: endoplasmic reticulum to Golgi vesicle-mediated transport. The record is from RefSeq and is a predicted model, not a curated record. The transcript is spliced from 3 exons. Lineage: Eukaryota; Fungi; Ascomycota; Sordariomycetes; Sordariales; Chaetomiaceae. Bases 319 to 975 code for a protein of 218 amino acids.
AGGAUAUGUACGGUACGCAGCCGCACUUUGCUGAGGAAGGACGAACGUCCCCGUAGUCGCCUCGAUCUCAAUCAAUGGCUCACGAAUAUAACCUCACUAAACGUUCGAUAUUAGGUCUCCGUCAUUCUACUCUACAUCUGGCUUACAUGGCUGAGUCGUGUUCGGCCUACCGUACUGUUAUAUACUGUACAAUACAAACCGGUACACGCCCAGUUCAUCAACUGCGAAAGCGCAUUCAGAGCCUACAGAACUGAAACCACCUAUCAAUGCGCCAAACAGGAGAAUAAAACAAAACAAACCUGCAUCCCCGCGGCGGAAAUGGCACACCUUGGGCCUAGCAAAGCUGCGAGCAGCAAGGAGCAGGCGGGCCUGCGGUACCCGUCCAGUGGCAAGACCAUCUACCACCGGCCGUUGAACCGCACCAAGACAGCCGAGCUCAGCCAGGCGAGCUUCGCCUACCUGUUUUCCGAGAUGGUGAGCUACGCGCAGCGGCGAGUAACCGGGAUUCAAGAACUAGAAAAGCGGCUCAACCUCCAAGGCCACCCAAUAGGCCUCAAGCUGCUCGACCUCCUCCUGAUUCGCGAACCGCCACGCUCCCAGACCCGUCCGCUCUCCAUCAUCGCGCUGCUGCACUUCAUCAAGAUCAACCUGUGGACCCACCUCUUCGGGCGGCAGGCCGACCGCCUCGAGAAGAGCUCCAACCCGGACACGCCCGACGAGUACAUGAUCAUCGACAACGAGCCGCUCGUCAACGCGUACAUCAGCGUGCCGCGCGAGAUGAGCCAGCUGAACUGCGCCGCCUUUGUCGCGGGCAUCGUGGAGGGCGUGUGCGAUGGGGCCAUGUUCCCCGCUCGUGUCACGGCGCAUACUGUGGGGGGUAAGGAGGAAGGGGAGAUGUGGCCCGGGAAAACGGUAUUUCUGGUCAAGUUUCAGCCGGAGGUUCUGGAGAGGGAGGCGCUGAUUGGCAAGGGGUGAGGUGUUGACGGUUCGCUGGGAGCUGGAGCUGAUUGGGCUUUUUUUGCAUCGGUCUGGCGUUUAGGGUCGGGUAAGAGCGACUUUGCUUCGGGUUCAACUAUGGCUAUAUCCGGUUGAGAUAUCAUGUUUGCAAAGGGAGUCAGUCAUCUAGACGGAUGUGGAAAGCAAUGG